UUGUCUGUGGGGCGGCGGCGCGCGGGUGACGCAGGGCGCCGGGGCCGCGGCACAGCCGGGGAGGCGCCGGGGGCCAUGGACUCCGCGGCCAAGGGCAGCUACGUCCUCGCCAACCUCGCCGAGGUGGUGGAGCGCGUCCUCGGCUUCCUGCCCACCAAGGCGCUGCUGCGCGCCGCCUGCGUGUGCCGGCUGUGGAGGGAGUGUGCCCGGCGGACGCUGCGGACGCGGCAGCGAAUCGCGUGGGUGUCGGCGCUGGAGCCGGGCCCCGCCGAGAACCACGCGCUGGUGCGCGCGCUGGCCCGCGAGCUUGAGAAGGUGCACGUGCUGCCCCAGACUGUGCUCUACAUUGCUGAUGCAGAGACGUUCAGCGGGCACGAGGAGUGUCACGAGCAAAAGAAAGCCAGAAAAAGAAACAGUAAAGAAACAGCACUCGCACUUGAAAAGUUGUUGCCAAAGCGAUGUCAGGUUCUUGGACUGGUCACCCCAGGGAUUGUAGUUACCCCGAUGGGUUCAAGCAGCAAUCAGCCUCAAGAAAUUGAAGAGGGUGAAGCUGGGUUUGCUCUGUUGUUUCCCAAAAUUGAUGGGGUGAAAAUUCAUACCUUUCAUUUUUCUAAAGACGUGAAGAACAGGGUCUUUGAUGAAAGUAAAUUUGCUGAAGCAGGUCUGAAGAAUAACCCAGAUCUCCGUGUUGUUCUUCUGUUUGGCUACAAUUCCUGGAAGACUGGAGCUACUCGAUUUCUUCAUCAAAUAGUCAAUCCAUUGAAUGAGAAAAGUAUCAUCCUGGCUGGGGGACAGGUGGAGAGCUUUACAUCACUGACCUCUGAGAAUAACCACGCCCAGCCUGGUGACGCCUGUGGUGUGGUUGGGUUGGCUUUCAGCGGUCCCCAGAUCCAGAGUGCCACCGUCCUUUUAGACCAGGAUGUGGCUGAUGAGAGGACAGCAGAAGCAGCCAUGCAGCGUCUCAAAGCAGCAAACAUCCCUGAGCACAACACCAUUGGCUUCAUGUUUGCCUGUGUUGGCAGAGGAUAUCGGCAUUACAAAACCAAAAGGAAUAUGGAAGCAGAUGCAUUUAGGAAGUUUUUUCCAAAUGUCCCCCUCUUUGGCUUUUUUGGACAUGGGGAAAUAGGCUGUGAUCGAAUAGUUACUGGGAAUUUCGUAUUAAGAGAAUGUAAUGACAUAAAGGAUGACCUCCUUCAUGGUUAUACUACUGUUAUGACUCUUAUUCACCUUGGUUCAAGUAAAGCAAACCAAGCCUAAGUAAGGUUUAAUGCUUCACUGAACUGUUUGUUUCAUUCCAGAGAGCUGAGAAGUCUGGAAGAGUGGACAUCUUGCAGUCAAAGCCCCUUCCAAAAUGUAAACAUCACUUUGGUAAUAUUAUCGAGUCUUGUAGUUGCAAUAGAGUUUACUAUAAUAUCUGUGAGAAAGUCUUGCAUUUUGUGUAAUCCCCUGUACACAUCAGAAUUGCAGGAAAUUAUAUUUGAUGUAUUUCUGCAAUUGAAGAAAGCCUCUUUCUUCCAAAACGAAAAUGGUUGCUACAAAUCAUAGAAUAUGCUGAAUUGGAAGGGGCCUAUCAGGAUCACUUGAGUCUUGGCCCUGAACAGGACACACCAAGAAUCCCACCAAGUGCCUGAGAGUGUUGUCCAAACUCUUCUUGAGCUCAGGCAGGGCUUGGUGCUCUGACUGCUUCCCUGGGGAAUCUGUUCCAGUGCCCAGCCACUCUGGAUGAAAAACUUUUUCCUGAUACCCAACCUAAACCUCAUGACUCAGCUGCAUGCCAUAUUCUCGAGUUCUGUCACUGGUCACGAGAGUGAAGAGAUGCUGAAGACCACAAUGAGGUCUCCCCUCAGUCUCCUUCAGGCUGAGCAAACCAAGUGUCCUCAUCCACUCCUCAUAAGGCUUCACCUUGACAUCCUUCACUUCCUCAUGGCAUUUCUCUGGACCCCCUCUAAACUUCAUGUGGCUUUUUAUAUUGAGGUGCCCAAAACUGCCCCCAGAACUGGAGACUGCCCCAGAGCAGAGCAGGACAAUCCUCUCCUGGCCUGGCUGGCGGUGCUGGGCCUGAUGCCCUCCAGGAUAUGAUUUGCCUUCCUGAGUAGCAGGGCACAGCUGACUCACACCCAGCUUACAUCGACCCCAGCACCCUUCCCACAGCUGCUCUCCACCCUCCUGCUCCCCAGUCCGUACACACAACCAGGGCUGCCCUGUCUGAGGUACAGAAUCCAGCUCUUGCCAUUGUUACAUUUCUUAUGGUAUGUGAUUGCCCAUCUCUCUUUGUCUAGGUCUCUGCAGGGCCUCUGUCCUUGAGGGAGUUGACAGCUCCUCUCAAUUUAGUGUCUAUGGCAAACCCAAACCCAAAUGUAGAAAUAAACAGUACUUUGAUGUGCUCUAUUUAUGUGUGUAAAGCACUCUAGGAAAACUACUGAUGCAUUAAAUCUACUAUUUCCUGGAUUUUAUUUCUAGAGAGAUGCAGAACUUUCCCAGAGUCCUAUUUACAAAACUGGACAGUUUUACUAGAUAAAAUAAAUGAAAAUCCUUAGAGAAAAGUAACAAAGUACUUGUUAAAUAAAGAUAGAAGUAUGUCAAAGUA
This is a messenger RNA of Poecile atricapillus (Black-capped chickadee), 2587 nucleotides long. RefSeq names its product F-box protein 22 (gene FBXO22). Gene Ontology annotation, biological process: regulation of skeletal muscle fiber development; positive regulation of proteasomal ubiquitin-dependent protein catabolic process; protein polyubiquitination. The coding region runs from base 76 to 1257 and encodes 393 amino acids. Lineage: Eukaryota; Metazoa; Chordata; Aves; Passeriformes; Paridae. Gene Ontology annotation, molecular function: protein binding. The transcript has 7 exons. The record is from RefSeq and is a predicted model, not a curated record.